Molecule: messenger RNA, 1412 nt
Organism: Emiliania huxleyi CCMP1516
Lineage: Eukaryota; Haptophyta; Isochrysidales; Noelaerhabdaceae
Product: NAD-dependent malate dehydrogenase
Exons: 8
Coding region: 52-1080 (342 amino acids)
Biological process (GO): tricarboxylic acid cycle; malate metabolic process
Cellular component (GO): cytosol; cytoplasm
Molecular function (GO): L-malate dehydrogenase (NAD+) activity
Source: RefSeq, a predicted model, not a curated record
GCUCCUCGCUGACUCCGACGCCAUCAACGACGCCAUCAACGACCACAGUCUAUGCUUCGCGCCGCCCCCUCGCUGCUCCGCCGCAGCGCUCGCGCGUACUCGUCCUCGUCGUCGCACGUCAAGGUCGCCGUCCUCGGCGCCGCCGGCGGCAUCGGCCAGCCGCUCUCGCUGCUGUGCAAGCUGUCCGACUCGAUAGACGAGGUUGCUUGCUAUGACGUCGUCGGCACGCCGGGCGUGGCGGCCGACCUCUCGCACUGCCCGACCAAGGCGGUGAUCACCGGGGACCUGCCCUCGGCCGGCACCUGGCCGCCGUCGGGCAACAGCGGCCUCGAGCGGACGCUGACAGGCGCGAGCGUGGUUGUUAUCCCUGCGGGCGUGCCGCGCAAGCCGGGCAUGACGCGCGACGACCUGUUCAACACGAACGCGUCGAUCGUGCAGACGCUGGUCGAGGGAUGCGCAAAGUACUGCCCCGACGCGACGCUCGCCAUCAUCUCCAACCCCGUCAACUCUACUGUGCCGAUCGCCGCAGAGGUGCUGAAGAAGGCGGGCGUGUACAAGCCGGCGAAGCUGUGCGGCGUGACGACGCUCGACGUGUGCCGCGCCAACACCUUUCUGGCGGAGAAGCUGGGAUGCUCGCCUAAGGACAUCGACGUGACGGUCAUCGGCGGGCACGCGGGCAUCACCAUCCUGCCGCUGCUCUCGCAGGUGCCGGGCGCUUCGUCGCUCCCGGCCGAUGUGCUCGACGCUCUGACGGUGCGGAUCCAGUUCGGCGGCGACGAGGUGGUCAAGGCCAAGGCUGGGUCCGGUUCCGCGACGCUCUCGAUGGCAUACGCCGGCUACCUCUUCACUGAGGGCGUCAUCAAGGCGAUGCGCGGCGAGGAGGUAGUGCAGUGCGCGUACGUCGAGUCCACCCUCACCUCGGCGCAGUACUUCGCGUCCCCCUGCAAGUUUGGCCCUGACGGCGGCGUUGCCGAGGUGCUGCCCUUCGGCCCGCUCUCGAGCUACGAGCAGGGAUGGCUCGACAAGCUGCUGCCCGACCUGCAGAAGCAGAUUGACAAGGGCAUCAGCUUCGUCAAGUAGACCGGAGAGCGACCCCCUACCUCCCCUCGCCGCGCGGGAGAAGGCCGCCCUGAGGGCUCUCUCCCGCGGGCGGCAGAGCGCCUGCGCCCUCUCCGGACCUCGCCCCCCGUCGCCGCGCGUCGCAUGAAUCAAAUUCAUGGCAUGAACGCUGGGGCCUUUCGCCUUUCGGCGUGUGUGGGCAGGGGCAGCCUGGGGAGAGCGUGUGGUGCCGGCGAGUUCGACGUACAUUGUCCUCUCUCUCCGUACGCUCAUCGCUCUCUCUCCCGUCCGCUCGGCUCUGCCUCUGUCCCGUCGGGCUGUUUUUAUUUUGCAAAAACUCGCGGGAGCAAAUC